AUGAAGGUACAAAAGGAUGAGAUUUACGUGACGUUUUACACGAUGUUGAAGUUGGCUUUGGUUUUCAUGGUGAUCUCCUGUGUUCUAAUGGCAGAGGCGCGUAGAUUACCAGAGCCGCGACUUCAGGAGACUGAACGUUACCAAAGGCAAUUCUUAAAGAACUAUCUGCAUCGUCGCUCGUGUGUUGCACUUGGAGGAACGGGCUGUGAGGGCAAUAACGGCAAGUGCUGUCGAAAAGGAAACCCGUACACUGGAACCAUGCGAAAAUGUACAAAUACAGGCAGUUUUUCAUCGCCGGUGUAUACAUGUAUGGAGGCAUGA
Pocillopora verrucosa is the source of this 321-nucleotide messenger RNA. The record is from RefSeq and is a predicted model, not a curated record. Lineage: Eukaryota; Metazoa; Cnidaria; Anthozoa; Scleractinia; Pocilloporidae.